Messenger RNA from Quercus lobata, 1062 nucleotides. RefSeq lists its product as uncharacterized. The coding region runs from base 1 to 1062 and encodes 353 amino acids. The transcript has 2 exons. NCBI's taxonomy places the organism in Eukaryota, Viridiplantae, Streptophyta, Magnoliopsida, Fagales, Fagaceae. The record is from RefSeq and is a predicted model, not a curated record.
AUGACCAACUUGAGUAAUAAGGGACUUGAUAUGAUGCUAGAAUUGCUGACAAAGGUUUUACCGAAAGGUAACUUAGUUUCAAGGUCAACUUAUGAAGCAAAGAAGAUAUUACGUGACUUGGGCAUGUCAUACGAGCAUAUAGAUGCAUGCAAAAAUGAUUGUGCACUAUUUUGGAAGGAAAAUGAAAACCUUGAUAAAUGUCCGGUGUGUGAAGCGCCUAGGUACAAGGAUACACAUGCCCAAGGUAAGAUGAUUCCUCAUAAGGUAUUGCGUUACUUCCCGUUGACACCGAGACUAAGGAGAUUGUACAUGUUGGGCCAAAGAGCUAAGGACAUGAGAUGGUAUAUAGACAAAUGUAUGGACGAUGGAAUAAUGAGGCAUCCGACUGAUAGUAAGGAGUGGAAGGAGUUUGAUUAUACAAUACAUGACUACCCUGGAUUUGGUAACGUGUCUGGGUGGAGGAUAAAGGGUUAUCAUUCUUGUUACACUUGCAACGAUGAACCAUAUUCAGAAGCUUUGGAAAGUAAAAUUGAAUUCAUUAACCAUCGAGUUUAUUUACCUAUGGAACAUCGUUGGAGACAUAGUCAAUUGCAUAAUGGUUUAUCAGAGAAACGAAAGAGAUCUUUAGAGUUACAAGUGGGAAAAAUACAAGAGCAGCUAGAUAGAAUGCCAAAUAUAAUUUUAGGAAAGCAUCCAAGUAACAAGAAGAGACAACUCAUUGGGGAGCCAAAUUGGUCAAAGGUAAGUAUUUUGUACAAGCUUCCAUAUUGGAAGAAUAAGAAGCUUAAGUACAACAUUGAUGUUAUGCAUGUGGAGAAGAACAUUAGUGAGAGUGCUUAUGGUACUUUGUUGGGCAUUGAGGGGAGAAAUAAGGAUAUUGACAAAGCACGGAUAAACUUGCAAAAUAUGAACUUUAGGCAUACGUUGCAUUUGAAACAAUAUCCUGAUGGAUCAUAUGACAAGCCUCGGGCUUCCUUUUCAUUAAGCCCAAAUGAAAGGGAUGGUUUUUAUGACUUUUUAAAUCAGUCAAGUAUCCGGAUGGCUAUGCAGCCAACAUAUUAA